Messenger RNA from Biomphalaria glabrata, 2351 nucleotides. Its product is annotated as ferric-chelate reductase 1-like. The transcript is spliced from 16 exons. NCBI's taxonomy places the organism in Eukaryota, Metazoa, Mollusca, Gastropoda, Planorbidae. The record is from RefSeq and is a predicted model, not a curated record. Bases 145 to 2211 code for a protein of 688 amino acids. Gene Ontology annotation, molecular function: oxidoreductase activity, acting on metal ions.
CAGAGGUGUUUGUGUGCGUGUGUGUGUUUAUGUGAGUGUGUGUGUGUAAAUGCUUGUGUGUGUGUUUGCUCAUGUGUGUCAUCAAUUGCGAUCUCCCAGCCCAUGACCACUCAUUAAUAGUCCUCAAAACCUUCUGGACCGAGGAUGGCAGGCACAAGGAAAGUUUUAGUUUGGCUGACAUGUCUCAGCCUCUUAAAUCUAUGUCAAGGAUUCGGAGGUGGAGCCCCCGAUGGUGUGUGCCAAUCGAUGACACCAAACCACAAUGCACCGCCGCAACAGCCGCCAUCUCCGUACAAAGUUACGACUUCAAAAACUGCAAUAGCACCAGGGGAACAAAUUGAAGUUUCAGUAUCCGGUUCUGGAAAUAUCAAAGGAUUCUUCAUCCGAGCUCGUCAAGGUGGCAACUAUUUAGACGUGGGGGACUUUCAGCCUAAUAACAUUGGACAAGUCAGAUGUGGGGGGAAAGGUAUCACACAUACAAGCAAUGCGCCUAAAGAUGUGGUCAAAGUGACCUGGACAGCGCCAAGCAACAUUGGACCAGGAGCUAUACAAUUUGUGGCUACUGUAGUACAAGAAAAAUCCCUUUUCUGGACCAUGAUUCCAUCAGCAGACGUGACAGUGGGCGCUGCACCAGGUGGCGCUAAUCCGGGUGCCGUGACCUCAAUGACAGGAAUGACCACCAUGUCAUUGCCCGGUGGCCAGAUGACCACCAAGCUGCUCGCACCGGCUACAACCACGCCAGGAGCCAUGGGCGGAGCCAAGCCCGUGAACACAGGCGUCUCCUCAUCUCAGAACCCAGGAGUUGUCGCAGUGGACCCAGAGUGUGGUAAAACCAAAGGCUGUUACCAUGAUUGUGGUACAGGGGCUCCCUGUACCUACCUGAUAUCCUGGCUUUAUCAAACUGAUAUUGUCAAGUUUCAGUUCUUGUUCAAGAUACCGUCUCCUACUGACCAGUGGAUCUCAUUGGGACUCUCCAAUGACCAGUACAUGGGAGAUGACAGCGUGAUGGAGUGCGUGAUGGAUGCUGGGACGGUGCAGGUCAAGACGUCCUUCAACACGGACAAGUUCAACGAAUACCCUGACGACAAACAUGCCGGUCUACACAAUUAUGGGGGCUCUGUCAAAAAUGGAGUUCUCGAAUGCAGCUUUGAAAGGAAGAUUGAGUACCCAAGAGAACCCAAAGUCUUUGAUCUCAGUAAACCUUAUCACCUAAUGGUUGCUUACGGUGAGGCUGUAUCAGGAAACAAGUUUCCACACUCUUAUGAAAAAUUGCCUAAAGUGUCAGCUCAGAAAAUUAACUUUCAGGACGUUGGCAGCGUCAAGGGCGGAGCCAGCGCAGUCUACCCGAUGGUCAAAGCUCACGGAACGGCCAUGACAUUCGCUUGGAUGUUCUUCGCAAGUUCCGGUCUGUUUAUUGCAAGACACGGCCGUGCAAUGUUCAACAACUCGAAACCUUUUGGCAUUCUGGUCUGGUUUCAUAUCCACCGCUUCAGUAUGAUAAUGACCGCUCUGUUAACUUUGGUUGGCUUUGCACUUAUUUUAGUCGAAUCCAAGGGCUACAGUAAGAUUCCUGAUUCCCCUGGAAACAAAAGCUGGUACAGAAUGCUCCACCCACCCAUUGGUAUUGUUUUGGUCGUCAUGACCUUCGUCAAUCCAAUCAUGGCACUAUUCCGACCAGAACCAAAAGCACCAUCACGCUCAAAGUUUAACUGGAUUCACUGGGGCAUUGGUAUCCUGGCCUACAUUCUGUCUUACGGCCUGAUUUUAAUCGGCCUUGACCUAACCAAAUCCCAGUCAGACGUGGAAGCCAUUUACGUUGUGUUCGCCUUCAUAGCAUACCACGUUGUCAUGGAGAUUGUCAUCAGGGUGCUGCCCUUCCUGUUGGCUCAUAUGUUCGGAUGUUGCCAGUCUGACUGUUGCAAAAAGAGUAAACGCAGCUAUGACCUUGACAUGUCAGAUAUGUCCGGAAGCGAGCUGCCCAGUAUGACCGAAAGUACUAACGAGAAGGUACUGGAUGACGAGAAGCCAAUGUCUUUCCAUCGCAAACAAAACGGGAUCCGAACCUUUUUGCUCAUCUUCCACAUGCUAGCCUCGGCCUGUUUCUCCAUCGCAGUUCUCUACUUUUUCCUGAAGCACCCCAUCGACGACGCUGGCCCCCACACCGAGAGGGUCGAGCACGAUGACAGUGUGAGGAUCGUUGGGCCAUUUUAGUUUCCAGUGCGCAGUGUCGCCUCCUCGCCUUCAAGCUUCAGCAUGCGCCUCUGAACCUAUUCAAUAAAAUAUUUAAUGAAACAAGAAAAGAAAAGAAAAAUAAAUUGUCUAUAACACUAUCUACAUAGUGCCAGAACAUC